Zea mays is the source of this 747-nucleotide messenger RNA. RefSeq lists its product as uncharacterized. Bases 179 to 697 code for a protein of 172 amino acids. Lineage: Eukaryota; Viridiplantae; Streptophyta; Magnoliopsida; Poales; Poaceae. The record is from RefSeq and is marked validated. The transcript has a single exon.
UUAUAUAUAAGCACCAUUCCUGUACAGACAAUCAGACAUGCACAACUACUAGUACUCCUCUCCCUUUCUCUCCCACCCCACCCCACCCCCCUAGCUAGCUCCGGCAAGCCUGAAGGCUGAAGCAGCCGCCAUAGGAGCACAAGGCUAAGGUAGUAUAGCUGUGGAUCGACGGAAAUAAAUGGGCAACAUGCUGCCAUCAUGCCUGGUGGUGCAACAAGGCACAGCAGCAGGUGCUCUGCCGGCCAUGAACCCCAAGCGGAGGCUCAUCUCCCUCAAUCUCCUUGUGAAAGGAAUCCACAGGGUGAAGAAGAUGCCCGCCGGUCCCGGCAAGGCGCCCGAGAUAGAUAGCAAGAAGUCGUCGUCGUCAGAAGCGCUUGAGACCGCCAGAAGCAACAAGGCCGCCCGGAGCACCAACAACCCCAAGGGCGCCGUGCUGAGGUCGAGGCUCCACGGCCGGCGGAGCGGCGCCGGCCUCGGUAAGAAGGCCGGGAAGCAGGGCGUCGUGCGCGUGAAGGUGGUCCUGACCAAGGAGGAGGCCGCGCGGCUGCUGUCGCUGACCGUCGGCGGCGGCCAGAAGCACACUACUACCGCCGCGCAGAUCGUGGCCGAGAUGAGGAAGAUGGAGGCCCGCCGCCGCGUGGCCGCCGGUGCCUCGUGGCGGCCGGCGCUGGCCAGCAUCCCCGAGGAGUCAUCGUAGGGUCUAGGCCUCUAGGAGACCGGUGUGGGUCGAUGAGCUCUCGUCGUUUU